AGAAGUAGAUGGAGUUGUGGCCUCAUUUGUAGAGGCUGCCAGCUGAUAGACACCUACAUCCACAAGAAUGUGAGAGGUAAGCUCUGUUGUGCAUGAUCUGCUGAUUUUCUUGUACCUGUAGACUGGUUAUUUGUUCUGCUAGUUAGUUUUACCCACAUUCAGGAACUGUGACUGUAUGACUUCAAGCCUCUGUUAUAAAAACAUUGUUUGUACUGAUGUGGUUUCAGGCAUAUUGGAAGUAUCAGCAUGGACAAGGCAGGUCUCAACAGUUCAUGCUGGUGAGAACUACUGGUAGCUAAAUUUGAGAAUGAACCUCAAAAGCCUCAUAGGACUGUUUGCAGGUAUUUCAUUAUAUAGAGAAGUCACCAGCUUACUGUAUAGCUUAUCUCUGUCUUUUGCUGUGUUAUUGCCUUUUCAUUUGGUUAUGUAAAUAAUGUACAUAUUGUCUUUUUUUUUUUCCUAGUGACUUGCUCUAUGUGGUUAUUCCUGCUUUUUUUUUAUGAUGCUUUGGAAAUGGGUUCCUGUAAAUUUUGAAUGAUUUUAGCCAAUGAUACAUAAGGCAGAAUCCUUGCCAGGGAUUGACCUAAAGAAAGCCCAUAGGCUUCCCAGAAAACCUGGCUUCUUGUCCUGCUCUGUGGAAACAGGAUUUUAUUUCUAUCAUUUACUUACCUAGGACCCUGCCUAAGGACCUAGGUCUCUUGGGAUUUGUGCAGAAAAAAAUUUUUGCACGAGGACCCUAAUUUGUUUCUGGUUUGUAGGCUUAGAUGUUGAGAUACUUGCUGAUAGCCUGUGAAAUAGACUGAGGCAUCCAUUGAAAGCUUCAAGCUGUGGGGAAGGUAGUUGCUGAGUGGACAGAAGGUUCACAAGGCAAUUUGAGAAGUGCCUCUGAAAAUAUUGGCCUUAGUUACCAAGCAAAACACUUACAUGAGAGUGUGAAGUGAUAGGAAUGAAAAUGAGCUGGAGCUACAGCCAAACUAAAAGUCUAAUUUUCACUGGGCUGAAAUUUUUGUCUUAGCUCAUGCUCAGAUCUUGUUCAAAGAAGGAGAUCUAGACAUCUCCUAAACUGGUAGAAAAAUCCUCUCAGAUUAUUCUCUAAGUGAAGUCUUCUACUGUAGGCUGGCAGUCUAAGGCUGUAGAUUUUUGGUUAUGCGUUUGGUUUUCUGAUAACUUCUCAUUCUGCUUUUCAGUUUGGUUAAGUGGUCACUUGGUUACUGAGAUGAAAUUUAUCAAAAAAGGCUCUUCUAAAACAGCCAGCACAGCUUCACCAAUCUCCAGGUGGAGGCCAGUGACAAUCGGUGUCCUUCAGGAGUCUGUCCUGGGAGCAGUACUUUAACAUCUCUAUCAACGACAGAGAUGAUGGGAUUGAAUGCACCCUCAGCAAGUUUGUUGAUGACACCAAGCUGAGUGGUGUAGUUGAUACAGCAGAAGGAAGGGAUGCCAUCUGGAGGGACCUUGAUAAACUCAAAAAUGGGCCCGUGUUAACCUAAUGAGGUUUAACAAAGAAAAGUGCAAGGUUUUUCACUUGGGUGGAGGUAAUCCCAGAUAUGCAUAUAGGCUGGGAGAUGAACUCCUUGAGAGAAGCCCUGCUGAGAAGGACUUAGGGGUCCUAGUUGAUGAAAAGCUUAGCAUGAACCAGUAAUGUGUUCUUGCAGCCCAGAGGCCAACUGUAUCCUGGGUUGUGUCAGAAGAGGGGUGGCCAGCAGUGUGAGGGAGGUGAUUGUCUCACUCUCCUCUGUCUUCUUGAGGCCCCAUCUGGAGUACUGCAUCGGAGUCAGGGGCCCACAGUACACGAGGGAUGUCGAGCCUUUGGAGAGGGUCCAGAGGAGGGCCAUGAAGAUGAUCAAAAGGCUGGAGCACAUCUCCUGUGAAUGGGAGGUGAGGUGCUGGAAUAGGUUGUCUAGAGAGAUUGUGGAUGCCCCAUCCCUGGAGGGGUUCAAGACCAGGUUGGAUGGAGCCCUGGGCAACCUGAUCUAGUACUUGAUCUAGCAGUUGGCAAUUCUACCUGUGGGAGCUUGGUCUUUCUGUAUCUUUCUUCACUCACCAAAGUCAGAUUUUCUUACCAAAGACUACUUUCUUUUUUAAAAAAAUCCGUGUUAUAUACUGAUACAGGUUUUUCCUUAUUUAAUUAUGAAGUAAAUAUGGUUAAAAAUGGUAUUUUAAGAUAAGUGACUAUUUCCAGAUUGAUGAUAUAUUUCAGCUGGUCAGAGAGGCUUAAAAUCAGUUCUUUGGGCAGUGACAAAGAGGGUAAAUAUGCAGAAAGGAAGUUGCUCUGAUGUCUAGGUUAUACUGUAUGUUGACCCUCUGGUUAAUACAGAGCCCUUAUCUUUUGCCUACAAAUUGUAAUCUCAGGAUUUUCAAUAGGGUGGCUCAUGAAAUUUGCAGCAAAGGUAGCUUUUGUUUUUAGCAGAGCAAAUGAUGCUUGCAGGAAGUGUAUAAUUUUGAAUGCUUUCUUCAUAUGUAAAAUCUUUUUUGCACUGGCCAUGUGGAAGGCUGCUCUGUAGAGAGGGAUUAUAAUUCCUGGCACUGAAGUCUCUUGCAGCAUCCUCUGAGGUACUGUGGUUUUACACUGCCCCUUACUGGACUUUCUUAUAGUGCAGGAACUAACAACUAUCUGGACGCCCAAAAGUUUGCUCCAUUGCAGGGUUUUGUGUGUUUGCAUUUUUUUCCUCUAAACUAUGAUUUGAAUAAAACAUAGAAUUGGUCUUUCACUUUGAAACUAGCAACCACUAGGCUUCACUUUAAACCACAUACAAUCUCUGUACAGUUGAGGAUGUUGGGUUCCUAAAUUGGCUGCAAGGGUAGAGUGAUAACCAGGGUAGGGUGAGGCAUGAAACAGUGCGGUGAUUUUAUUUUACUACUUUAUUUCAUUGUUUUAAAUCUGAAAGGUUUGAGUAAUCAGUUUUGUUCUGUGAUGUGUGGCACAAGCAGAAGUCUUAUUUAGGACUUCAUAGAUUGUAAGAUGCAAAAGGGAGUUAAGCAGAUGGAGUUUUGGUAUGUAAGGGGAAUCUCUUAGUAUUCUGUAGAUCCUAAUGAAUUAGCUUUUUUGUUUAGAGGGAAGCUGUGCAGGACUGCAAGCAAUGGCAUUUUCAAAAUUGAGCUCAAAAGUAUCAAAUGUUCUCUGCAUUCAUAGGACAUCGGGCUUAUUUUGUAUGACAGUGUUUUCUGUUUAUAUCUGUUGUGCUUCUGUGCAGAGUAAUUUUCAGCAGUAUCUGAAGUGCAGGAGAUAUUUUGUGGAAAUCAAAAAUCAAAAUGCUAACCUGGCAAGAUUCCCAGCUCCCCUUGUGAUGCACAGUUAAGCACCCGACUGAAGGAACUAAUUACUCAGAGUCCUCCAGCGGGAGACAUUCACAUACCCUGAAGUUCCCUGCCUCAGAAGAAGGGGACUUGAUGUGCAGGAUUGGUACAAGAUGAUGAUGUAUCAUAGGUCACACUGAAGGUCUCCUGAGAAGAACUGGCUUUGUAAGAGACUUCUCCUUUUUCUUCCUUUUUUUUUUUUUUUAAACAACAACUCCUCUAGAAUCUACAAGCAAGAUGCCAGCCAAGACACCCAUCUACUUGAAAGCCGCUAACAAUAAGAAAGGGAAGAAAUUCAAACUAAGGGAUAUCUUGUCUCCUGAUAUGAUCAGUCCACCACUUGGAGAUUUUCGUCACACCAUACAUAUUGGAAAAGAGGGACAACAUGAUGUUUUUGGGGACAUCUCCUUUUUGCAGGGAAACUAUGAAUUAUUGCCUGGAAAUGAAGGAGAAACUAGAGUUAGCCAAUCUGGUGGCCACAGUGAAUUCUUAAGGGCAAACAGCACUUCGGAAUCCAUGUUUACAGAAACUCCAUCCCCAGUGCUCAAAAAUGCUAUUUCCCUUCCUGCCAUUGGGGGUUCUCAAGCCCUCAUGUUGCCCUUAUUGUCACCAGUGACGUUUAAUUCAAAGCAAGAAUCCAUCAGGUCAUCAAGAAACCCACGGGUUAGCUGUGAGCCAGUAAUUGAAGAAAAGUUGCAGGAGAAAAGUAAACAGACGGAGAACGGAGAAACAUACAAAGAUGACGUAUGGGAGCAAAAUGGUUCUUCAUCGCAUUUUAUUAAUGGUAGAGACAGUAACUCAUCCAGCUUUUCUGAACGAUGCACUGAUUGGCAAACAGUUGAUUUGUUUGAAGAUAGCCGACUUUCGUGUGAACUAACCAAGACAAAGUCAGAAGAAUCCCUUUCAGAUCUUGCAGGCUCUCUUCUCUCAUUACAACUUGACUUGGGACCUUCACUUUUGGAUGAGGUCCUCAAUGUAAUGGACAAGAAUAAAUCUUAGAGCUGGUACUCCUUGCUUUCUUAGAAGUGAUUCACUUAAACAAAAAUAAACAAACACAGUUCAAGAGAAGAGACACUUAAAAAUCAGCUGUAUUUGCAGCUGUUUGACGGGUUUUCUAAAAAUAUUCAUAAAGUACUAUUUUUUUACCUAUUGUUUUUCAUAAUUUUUAUGACACUAAAUUCUCAUGACAGGAAGGUAAAUUUUAAGAACAGUUUUCAGCAAAUAUAAAAUGUUUUUAAGUACCAGUAUAAUGAUCAGAAACUUAAACAGAAUUUGAGGAUGAUAUUGAUCGUGACAUUUGGUUAGUUCACUUCUAUGGGCUUCUGAAUAUAUGAGACUCUGUAAGUGUCAGAAAGGAGAUUGGUAUUAAUUAUUCACUGUUAUAAAUUAUUGCAACAUCACUUUACGUGUAGGUCUCUUUCAAGAACCUUGUGCUUGGGGUCUUGGUUGUGUUUUUCUUCAUUUUCCCUAGUACCAUUUCUGUUAUACCUUCGCAGUAACUAUUUCUGCAGCCUUAUACUGCUCUGUAUCCAGAUGUAAACAGUUGAAGGCUUUUUCAGCUUCAGAGUGUCAACUGUUUUGAGUAUGCACGAAUUUUCACAGUUUGAGGCUUUGGGCCUGAUGUUGUAUAUGAAAUGAUGUGUUGUAAACAGGUGACACAUGCAAAAUACGAUGGUUAAAUUAUUUUAGAAGUUGAAAUAUAUUUUUGUGUGUAUCUUGGCUUUUUACUGUGGAACCUACACAUACAGUAUCUCAUCAAAAUAAUUGCUUGACAUUAUUGGUGCUCUUCUGAAAAUUGUAUAUUUGUGUGUUUGAAAACAAAUAUGUAUUGAUACUCCUUGCUUUUUUUCUUCAUUUAUUGCCACACAUGCUUAAACUUGCAACAGAAAACUGAUUUUUCAAGAAGGCACUGGUUAUUCACAAUGCUUGUGAUGUGUGCUGCAACAGGCAAUGUUUUGGGAAACAUGGAUCCUUUAAUACAGUAUCUACAUGGAUUGCAUAGAUAUCUUGUGCAAUACAAUAAAGCCAAUUAAAUUAC
Messenger RNA from Gallus gallus (chicken), 5332 nucleotides. RefSeq names its product CDC42 effector protein 3 (gene CDC42EP3). NCBI's taxonomy places the organism in Eukaryota, Metazoa, Chordata, Aves, Galliformes, Phasianidae. The transcript has 2 exons. Bases 3532 to 4293 code for a protein of 253 amino acids. The record is from RefSeq and is a predicted model, not a curated record.